AGUCAACGUCUUCCGAAUGCAAUGCUCAUUAUAAACAAAUCUGAGAUGGCGGAAUUUAAUGAUAUGGGAAACGAAACGGAGCAGAACAAUAGUGGUGCUCGAUUGGAAAGAAUAAAAAAAGAUUUGGAAGGAUGGAAAGAAGUAUUGUUGCCUCUAAAUGGAUUAAUUAACUGGGAAAAGCCAUACCAUCCACCAAUUAUUGUUGGUCUCAGUACAUUUGUCUUCUUCCUGAUUUGGUAUUUUCAACCCUCCAUUUUGACUACCUUUUCGUUGAUUGGAUUGGCUAUAAUUCUGAUUGACUUCCUUGUUCCUAUGGUUGGUCCAACCUUGAUGUCAUCUAGAUGGACUGGAAGAGAAGAAAGGCAGUAUGAAGAUGUUUGUAUCCGUAUGUUGAAUGCCAAAACUCAUUUCAGUAAUUUCUAUGAAGCAAUGGUAGAUCUGAAAACCAACAGGCCUAAAAUGUAUUUCAUUAUAAUUAUGGGAACACUAAUUUCAUUUGCAUGGAUUGGAUGUAAAAUGGAUAAUUUGUUAAUGACCUACUUUCUCUUGAAUUUAAUUAUGCUUGUACCUGGUAUCAGAAGGAAUGGAAUACUACAGAAAUACUUUGGAAGACUGGGAAAUGCCAUCAAAUCAUUGAUACAGGGAAGAGUCAAGAAAUUGAAGUCAAAGUAGUGUUCAACUUAUAAAGACAAUUCCAUUUAUCUAAGUCCCAAACUUUUGUAUAUUUGAUAUAUUUCUUAUGUAGGUAGCUUAUGUGUGUAGUGUUGAUUUGUGAUGAUUUUGAUUUUUUUUAGAAUAGUGAAUUGUAUUUAAUAUGGGGAUGUUUUAGUAAUUAUAUUAAAAUGUGACAGAAGUAUGUUUGACAGAAAUGUUUGGUGCUUAAGAGGUAUGAAAAAUCUGUUUAAAAUAAACAUCAAAAUUGAACCAAGUUUACAGAUAGUUUGGGUAACAUCUUUUUGAUACAUGAACAAUUCAUACAAGUGAAAAAAAAGUAAAUAUUAAUAAAAGAUAUCAAAUAGUCCAAAAAACUGUGACAUAUUUAAAAUAUACAAUUUCAGUUGGUUUUUUUCUGUAUUGUACUUGAAACAAAGCUUGAUACACAAUAUUUUGUAGACCUUUUUGAAAUAAUACAUGAUGCAUAAUAAAAAAAAAUGUUAAUAAUUGUUCAAACCCAAGAUUUAAAUAAAAAUAUGCGUCAUUAUGUAACAUGAUAAUACUAAUAUUCAUAUAUAUAUUAAUUUGAUCUCAAUUAAUUUCUUCCUGUUAAUCCAAUUGUCAACACUUUGAAAACAUAUUGGAAAAAAUAUGCUUUUUUAGUUUAAACAAUAUUGUAUUCAAAUAAAUUGAAUUGGAUGAGCUACAGACAUAGCCUAUUACAGUUUUGUAGAUGUGUAAGAUAUCAUUAUUUAUUUUCAUAAAUUGUAUUUCAACAAACUAUAACAGUAUAAUUCAAUGAAAUUUGAGCUACUUAUUCCCCAAGAAAAAAGAUUUUCAUUUCAUCAUAGAAAUAUUAGUAUAAUAUAUUCUUUCUUGAACUUAAUAACAUAUAUCAUGUAUAUUUCUGGUUAGCUGUUGUAUAAUUUGUGUAUUCUAUAAAACUUAUAAACAACUUUAAAAAAAAAAGUUUGUCACUUGUAAAAUUCAUGUUGUACAUAACUAAUCAAUGUAAACAAAAUAACAUCAGCAUUUAACAUAGAAGUAUUAUAGUACCUCCAUGCAUAAACUGUUGGGUAGGUUAUAAUAGCUGUUUAUAUUUACACCUCUGUAGGGAAUACAUUUAUCAUAUAUGGUUACACUUAAUUUAUUUUAAACUUUCAAAUAAAAACUUAUCUGUCAUUGAUAUGGUAAUAUUUAUAAAUGAACUGUUUACAAACAAUUUUGAAAAUUUGAAAGUAAAAUCAAUGCAUAGACACACACUAACAUUGUGAUGAUGAAUACAUUAUUUGCACAUAUUUCAUCGUAUUUCGAAGUGGAAUGUGUAAGGUUUUCUGACAUUUCACUGAAAUACUAAGGCUUUUCUACAUCAGGAAUAGACGACCUUAGCUGUAUUUGGCAAAACUUUUAGGAAUUUUGGUCAUCAAUAUUGCUCUUCAAAUUCGUACAUCAUUAAGCCUUUUUAAUUUUUUUCGAUUUGAGCGUCACUGAUGAGUCUUUUGUAGAUGAAACACACGUCUGGCUAAAAUAAAAAAUUAAAUCCUGGUAUAUAUGAUGACUUUAUCUGUUACAUAUUGCAGGCAGAAUAAAUGUUUUCUUUUUUUUUUAAACUUUUGGAAAUUAGAAAUGAACAAAAAUGUCCAAGUAUAUAUUUUUGAAAUCAAAUUAAAAAAUCAAACUCUAAAACAACCAUUGUUGUAUGAAAAAUUAAAGCCAUCUUAUUUUUUUAUAAUUUUGAAUUUUUAAGCAUUUAUUAUUUGCGCUUUUUGUCUUCCAAAAAUCUAAUAGCAUGAAAUGUUGAUUUGGUGUGGCCUUCAACAUACUGUAUAUGAACUUAGCUUUAAUUAUUAUACCUCAGUAUUAAUUUGUAUUUUCCAAAUAAGAUUAUAGAUACAUACAUGUGCACUAAUCAUUUUUACAAAAUUAUCUAAAAAAAAUGUGUGAUCCUCAUGGGUAGUCAAGAUCUUUAAAAGGUCUUUAAACAUGUUAAGUAUAUACCAUUAACUAUUUACCUGUGCAUUGCUUUGGGAGAUAUUUAUUGUCUGUGGGGAAAACAAACUUAUAAUUAUAGCCAGUAAAUAAGUGUAUACUAUAAAAAUAUUAUUUAGUUAAGAAAUAUGUUCUAACCUAAAAACUAAUUAAUCCCAUAUUGGUUCUAUAGAUAUCCAAUAUCAAGGAUUUGUAUAGUUUAACAGUACUUGUCCCAACCUUUAUAUGAAAAUGAUCAGCCACUGACAUGUAUAUAAAACGCAAAUUAUACAGUGAAUCGUCCUGAAAUGUGUGGUCAAUUCUUUUUUGCCACAAAUAUGGUUUUGCACCUGUUUCCCACAGAUUGAUAGUUUCCUAAGUUGAAAGUAGCUAUAAUGACAUCAUUUACAAGAAUGAGAUUUUUUUUCAUUUCUUUGACUGAAAAUAAAAAUUUACAGAGGUUACAUACAAACACAUUGUCAACUGUCGUAAUACACAUUGCGUUAUGUACAAUGUCCAUCAAAUAAAACACUUAAAUUACGCUAUUUGUCAAUUGAAAAUCAAGUGAUAAUCAAUAAUAUUUACAUUUAAGAACGAAUAAAGUCCGUUACCAUAAUGAUAUAGUCUAUACGUGACAAAAAUAAGAAAACAAAGCAUUACAUGUGAACAAAAAUUACGUUCCAAUAUCACAAUAGUACAAAAUGUAGAGGUAGUGGCGAGUAGUGCGAAGUCUCGCCGCGGAAGAGAUUAUGAUAAACCGUGAGAUUCCAAUCCUUCUAACUAUACAAAUCCUUGACAAUAUCAAUCAUAUUUUGAAUAGGAAUUUUUACUGAUAUCUUAUUUUAUUUUAUAUUUUAUUAUUUGAAGUGGUUAAAAUGUCUGCAAAAUUUAAAUCUAAAGAUAUCUGAAAAGGAAUGAUUCCCAUGUGAAUUACAGAAUUUAUAUUUAUUUUGAUGUUAUUAUUUAUGUUCUCACAUGCAUACAAUAAUGUUUUUCUUCAUUUUGCUAAUCAAUAAUUUCAAGCAAUAAUUGCAAAAUGCUUUCUUGUGCCAAAUGUAAACAUACAAUAUAAUGUCAUAAAAAUUUCUGUUUUUAUUUCACAAUCAGUUUCUUUUUACAAUUUGAGUGCCUUAAAUUCUUUUGACUAUAAUAAAAUGGAACUUAUCAGUAGCAGAUCCAGGAUUUUUGAAAAAAGAAGGGGAGGGGGUUCUUCAGAUUCUUUUUAUAUAAGGGCUUUUCCAAAAAUAAUUGUAAGGGGGGAGAAUGGCACUUUAAGAUUGCUUGAACAUUUAAAUGAAAUUUCCAAUUUAAAAUGUAUGCAUGGUGGGGUCAAAUAAAAAGUGCCUUCACUCCCCUCCUUGGAACAGCCAAAACAAAAUUUGUGUAUUAGUAUUUGAAUGGUUUUAAGUGUGCUUCAUAAUUGAAUUGUUAGAUUUUGUUAAGUUUUAUACGUUAUUUAUCCAUAUAAAUGAUAUUUUGUUUUUUCUAUGUAUUUUUGUCCCAAUUCAUAAUGAUUAUAUGUAAAUGAAUGAAAGCAAGGUUUCACUUAUUUAUUAUACAUUUUAUACCUGCAGUAGUAGUUUUUAUAAUUUCACAUAUAAUUCAGAGGUUUUGAUCAUUAGCAUUAUAUAGUUUAUCACAACAUAAACCCUUCAUGUGUUAACACCUUUUCUUGCAAGUGAAUUAUUAAGUUGUAUAAGAGAAGCAUUUUUAGGACAAUAUAAAAGAUAAAAUACAAAAACUUUAAUAGAUAAUAAAGCUAUAAACUGGAAACUGAAAGACCAAUAUUUCAACUUAUUAAGUCUUCUCAAGUGAUGUUGAAAAAUUAGUAGAAAUACCUAAAUCAGAGGCGGAUUUAGAGGGUUUUUCCUGGGGCUCGGGUCCCCCCUUUCUGGGAAAAAUUUGGUGGAUAAUAUAGGGAAUCACUGAAGCAUGACUGGAGAGGGCCCCCUCUUAGGCAGUCAGUGGGCCAACACUUAUGAAAAUUUCUGGAUCCGCCACUGUAAAUCAGUUAGGGCUGUUCCAGAAAAUACUAUGUCCCCCCCAGGGAAGGUAAUUUUUUAAAUAUUAUGUGGGUGGUUGUAUUUGAAAUACCAAAAUGCAAAGGGAGUGCUGUUCUAAUUAAAUUUUAUUUUUGUGGGUGGUGGGGGUUAAAAAAAAGUGCCUGGGGGGGGACAAAGUAUUUUCUGGAACAGCCCUUAUAUUAAAGUGUAUUUUAAUAUCAAAAAUUUGAAAAAAAUCACUAUUUAUGCACAACUUUUUAAUCAAAAGUUAUAAUAUAGGUUUGGGUGCCAAUUAAAUUUCCUGUGCCUUUAUUUCUAAACACGUCAGUUCAGUAGUAAAGUUUUCAACUAUGAAGUAAAUUUCUAUUGGUAUUUUUUCGAUAAUUGUUAUACAUGUACUACUAUUAAACUUGAAGUUUUGAUGGCAUGAAACAUGAGAAACAUGUUUAGGAACUAUUGUCUUCUUAAAACUUUAUUGAGAAUGAAAUUUAAAUACUAUGGAUUCAUUAAUAUUCGUUGUAUACUAAUUUUCAUACCACCAUUAAAAUCACACUGUAUUUUAUUUCAUAUAUUUUUGUUUGCUUGUAAAUAUUGUACUUUUUUUCUUGCCAGGCUUUGUUGUUUUUACAAGAUGACAAUUAUUUUUUUUUAGAGUUUUGUAAAUUAAUUCUUUAUAUGUUUGAAAGAUGUAUGUAAGAUUCUACAUUUUUUAUUUUUCUGUCUUUUUUAAGAGUUUUAUAAGUUUAUUAUAAAAUGUACAGCCCUCUUCCGUAAUUCAGAUUGAUUUGAACCAAUUUCUAAAAUCUGAUGAAUAUUAUACACAUGUUAGAAUGCUUAUAGACAAAAUAAGAUUCAGUUUUUGGUCAAGUUUAGGUUAGUUUGAUGUGAUUUUAAAGUCAAGUUAUGAUCUGAUUAAUAGGUUCACAGAUGCUGUGAUCUUGAUUUUAUUAUUAAGGGGUCAUCCAUAAUUGUCAACAAUUUUCCAAAGUGUACAAAACAUACACUUUUUCAGACCCUCCACUCUCCCUCAAAAAGUGAACAUCAACCAUUUUCAGAUUUCUAGACGAGAAUCAAUCAUUCUAAUAAAAAAAAGAUCAACUCUAUUAUAGAAAUUUGCAUUGAAAAUAAAGUUAAACAUAUCUGACUGUUUUAUUUGAUAAAUUAAAAAAAAGCGUACUAUAAAAAUGUUAAUAUUUUAACCCCUCCCCCAAGAGUACGUUUUGUACACUUUGGAAAAUGGUAGCCAAUUAUGGAUGACCCCUAAGUGAUCUAAUUUGUUUAUUUUUCGGUGCAGAAUGAAUUUUGAUACCAGAAUAACUUACAAGAAGCUCCUCUAAAGCUUACACAUUAUUAUUAUGACCAUUUAUAAGGUCAUUUUGGUGCAAUAUAUUCUACGUAGAUGACUUACCUGUAGCUAAGUAAAGAGUAUUAGGCUUUGGGAAUUUGCAAAUUAUCAUUUGAUGCAGCUUAGGAAAGUAGCAUAAUUGUAGUGGUGCUUGUAUGCUGAUUAUUUAUCAAAAAUAUAAUUACAAAAAAUAAAAAUAUAUAUACCAAUACACAUAUUUAACAGUGCCUAGUGAUUUUCAGCGGGGGAAUUGUCAGUGAACCAUUACUAUAUUACCCAAAUUAUAUACAUUUUAAUUACAUUUAAAACAUAAAAAUGUUUGCUAGAGCUUGGGUAAACAGAAUGAAGUUCAAAUUUAUUGCAAAUACUGUAAUAUAUUCAGAUUGGUUUUGCUGGUAUUUUUGUGCAUUUAACCUUAUUGACAUCAUAAUUUAUUUAUGGGAUUUUCAAACUUGAUGUUAUUAUGAAAGAUUCGCAAUGAUUUAUGUUUUCAUUAUUUUUAUACGACCGCAAAUUUUGAAAAAAUUUUCGUCGUAUAUUGCUAUCACGUUGUCGUCGUCGUCAGAAUACUUUUAGUUUUCGCACUCUAACUUUAGUAAAAGUGAAUAGAAAUCUAUGAAAUUUUAACACAAGGUUUAUGACCAUAAAAGGAAGGCUGGUAUUGAUUUUGGGAGUUUUGGUCCCAAUAUUUUAGGAAUUAGGGGCCAAAAAGGGCCCAAAUAAGCAUUUUCUUGGUUUUCGCACUAUAACUUUAGUUUAAGUUAAUAGAAAUCUAUGAAAUUUUGACACAAGGUUUAUAACUACAAAAGAAAGGUUGGGAUUGAUUUUGGGAGUUUUGGUUUCAACAGUUUAGGAAUAAGGGGCCAAAAAAGAGCCCAAAUAUGCAUUAUUCUUGGUUUUCGCACAAUAACUUUAGUUUAAGUAAAUAGAAAUCAAUGAAAUUUAAACACAAUGUUUAUGACCACAAAAGGAAGGUUGGUAUUGAUUUUGGGAGUUUUGGUCCGAACAGUUAAGGGAAAAGGGGCCCAAAGGGUCCAAAAUUAAACUUUGUUUGAUUUCAUCAAAAUUGAAUAAUUGGGGUUCUUUAAUAUGCCGAAUCUAACUGUGUAUGUAGAUUCUUAAUUUUUGGUCCCGUUUUCAAAUUGGUCUACAUUAAGGUCCAAAGGGUCCAAAAUUAAACUUAGUUUGAUUUUAACAAAAAUUAAAACCUUAAGGUUCUUUGAUAUGCUGAAUAUAAAAAUGUAUUUAGAUUUUUGAUUAUUGGCCCAGUUUUCAAGUUGGCCCAAAUCGAGGUCCAAAAUUAAACAUUGUUUGAUUUCAUCAAAAAUUGAAUAAUUGGGGUUCUUUGAUAUGCCAAAUCUAACUGUGUAUGUAGAUUCUUAAUUUUUGGUCCAGUUUUAAAAUUGGUCUAAAUUAAAGUGCAAAGGGUCCAAAAUUAAACUAAGUUUGAUUUUAACAAAAAUCAAAUUCUUGGGCCUCUUUGAUAUGCUGAAUCUAAACAUGUACUUAGAUUAUUCAUUAUGGGCCCAGUUUUCAAGUUGGUCCAAAUCAGGAUCUAAAAUUAUUAUAUUAAGUAUUGUGCAAUAGCAAGUCUUUUCAAUUGCACAGUAUUGUGCAAUGGCAAGAAAUAUCUAAUUUCACAAUAUUGUGAAAUAGCAAAUUUUUUUUUAAUUAAGAGUUAUCUUUCUUUGUCCAGUAAAGUAAGCAAGAAAUAUCUGCAAGAAUUUUUUUUAAUUGGAGUUAUCUUUCUUUGUCCAGAAUCAACUUAAAUCUUUGUUUUAUACAAUAUACAAUGUAUAUUCACUUUUUACUACCAACUGAUAAAUUGAAAUAAUCUUUACCAUUCAGUGAUAACAAGCAGUUUUUUUACAUCUUAAUAUUUUAAGAUGUAUUUAAAUGAGUAGUAAUUGUUGCAAACUCCAUUAGAAUAUUUUAAUUGAAAUUAGUUUUGGAAUAAGGGAAAGGGGGAUGUGAUUAAAAAAUUGGGUUCAAUUUUUCUCAUUUGAAAUUUCAUAAAUAAAAAGAAAAUUUCUUCAAACAUUUUUUUGAGAGGAUUAAUAUUCAAAAGCAUAGUGAAUUGCUCUAAGAGAAAACAAAAAUUUUAAGUUCAUUUGAAUACAUUCAUUCUGUGUCAGAAACCUAUGCUGUGUCAACUAUUUAAUCUCAAUCCAAAUUUAGAGCGGAAUCCAGCUUGAAUGUUGUGUCCAUACUUGCCCCAACUGUUCAGGGUUCAACCUCUGCGGUCGUAUAAAGCUACGCCCUGCGGAGCAUCUGGUUCUAUUUGCAAAAGAUUGCAUAAAAAAGAUUUACAUUUUUUUGUUCUUUUGCCUUUAUACUUAAUUAUGCAAAUUAUAACAAAUUUCAAAAUAAAAUAAAUCAAUAGAAGAUUUGUAAUACUCAGUGUGCCAUGAAUAAAUAUUUGUUUAAGCUUG
This is a messenger RNA of Mytilus trossulus (common blue mussel), 8402 nucleotides long. RefSeq names its product ADP-ribosylation factor-like protein 6-interacting protein 1. NCBI's taxonomy places the organism in Eukaryota, Metazoa, Mollusca, Bivalvia, Mytilida, Mytilidae. The record is from RefSeq and is a predicted model, not a curated record. Gene Ontology annotation, cellular component: membrane. The coding region runs from base 22 to 672 and encodes 216 amino acids. The transcript is spliced from 6 exons.